This is a messenger RNA of Ceratitis capitata (Mediterranean fruit fly), 378 nucleotides long. RefSeq lists its product as uncharacterized. Gene Ontology annotation, molecular function: nucleic acid binding. Lineage: Eukaryota; Metazoa; Arthropoda; Insecta; Diptera; Tephritidae. The transcript has a single exon. Gene Ontology annotation, biological process: DNA integration. The record is from RefSeq and is a predicted model, not a curated record. Bases 1 to 378 code for a protein of 125 amino acids.
AUGUUCUCUGAUAAUGGAGCAAAUAUCAUUGGUGCGGAAAAGAUGCUUCGCGUGAAUCUACACCAGUGCAUGUCCGAUAGCAGAUUUCAAUCCUUCUUUGCUGAAUCAAAUAUCGAGUGGCAUUUAAACCGCCCCUCAGCUCCCUAUAUGGGUGGCUACUGGGAGAUCGGUAUUAAAAGAAUAAAGUACCAGUUGAAACGUGUACUGGAAGAAACUUUGCUAUCAUACGAAGAAUUCAACACGUUGCUAAUAGAAGUUGAAGCCUGCGUCAACUCUCGUCCGUCUUGCGAAAAUUCCACAAGUGUCAAUGGCUUAGAGGCUCUAACACCGGGGCACUUCAUAGUCGGUGAAACUCUGAAGACUAAGAAAAAAACCUGA